CUCCCUCCCUCCGUUUCUUCCUCUCUUCCUCUCUCCCUCUCUGUUCCAGUGUCAGUUACUUACUUAACUCACUCAGUCACUUGGGCACUCACUCUCUCACUCACUCACUCCCGUCCCCUUCCCCCUCCCUUCCUCUCCCCUCCCCCUCUCCGUCAAGCUCCUUCCUCCUCCGCCUCCUCGGCUCUCGGGCUAGAAUAUCUAUGGGUCGAAACGUGAUGCGAUGAAUCCGAGAGCGAGCGAAACUGGGACGCAGAGUGUGGCGGAAGCGGCGGGACUCCAGGGCAUGGGGGCUUCACCACAAUAGAGGCCCAGCUCCCCCCCGCCGCCCCCCACCCCCCCUCGCAGCUCCUACGGGGCGAAAUCCCCCAAAUCCCUUCGGGAAAAGGAUGGCGGCGGCACCUACCCAGAUCGAAGCUGAACUGUAUUACCUGAUCGCCCGAUUCUUGCAGUCCGGACCCUGCAACAAAUCCGCACAGGUGCUAGUGCAGGAGCUCGAGGAGCAUCAGCUGAUUCCACGCCGCUUAGACUGGGAGGGGAAGGAGCAUCGGAGAAGCUUCGAGGAUCUGGUGGCAGCCAAUGCACAUAUUCCUCCAGACUACCUCCUUAAAAUUUGUGAGAGAAUUGGUCCAUUACUAGAUAAGGAGAUACCUCAGAGUGUUCCUGGGGUGCACACAUUAUUAGGUGUUGGUCGGCAGUCUCUGUUACGGGAUGCUAAAGACUGUAAAAGUACACUAUGGAAUGGGUCUGCUUUUGCAGCUCUCCAUAGAGGCAGACCUCCAGAACUACCUGUAAAUUAUGUGAAACCUCCAAAUGUGGUGAAUAUCACCUCUGCCCGACAAUUAACUGGAUGUAGUCGCUUCAGCCAUAUUUUCCCUUCGUCCGCUUACCAGCACAUUAAGAUGCAUAAGAGAAUUCUGGGGCAUCUAUCCUCCGUCUACUGUGUAGCAUUUGACCGAAGCGGGAGAAGAAUUUUCACUGGUUCCGACGACUGUUUGGUGAAAAUUUGGGCUACAGAUGAUGGACGCCUCCUUGCUACACUUCGUGGACAUUCAGCUGAAAUUUCUGACAUGGCUGUUAACUAUGAAAAUACUCUCAUUGCCGCAGGCAGCUGUGAUAAGGUUGUAAGAGUGUGGUGUCUUCGAACUUGCGCACCAGUCGCUGUGCUUCAGGGACAUUCGGCUUCUAUUACUUCAAUACAGUUUUGUCCAUCAACUAAAGGCACAACUAGAUACCUCACUUCUACUGGUGCAGAUGGCACGAUCUGCUUUUGGCAAUGGCAUGUAAAAACAAUGAAGUUCAGAGAUCGCCCAGUGAAAUUUACAGAGCGAUCCAGACCUGGAGUACAGAUAUCUUGCUCAUCUUUCAGUUCUGGUGGUAUGUUCAUUACAACAGGUAGCACGGACCAUGUAAUUAGGAUAUAUUAUUUGGGUUCUGAGAUUCCUGAGAAAAUUGCUGAAUUAGAGUCACAUACGGACAAGGUUGUUGCUGUUCAAUUCUGUAACAAUGGAGACAGUUUAAGAUUUGUUAGUGGGAGUCGAGAUGGAACAGCAAGAAUUUGGCAGUAUCAGCAACAAGAAUGGAAAAGUAUAGUGCUAGAUAUGGCUACUAAAAUGACUGGGAAUAAUUUGCCAUCUGGUGAAGACAAGGCUACUAAACUUAAGGUGACUAUGGUUGCCUGGGAUCGCUAUGACACCACAGUUAUUACUGCAGUGAACAAUUUUCUUUUGAAAGUAUGGAAUUCUUUCACGGGGCAACUUAUUCAUACUUUAUCUGGACAUGAUGAUGAAGUAUUUGUUUUGGAAGCACAUCCUUUUGAUCAACGGAUCAUACUUUCAGCAGGUCAUGAUGGGAACAUUUUCAUUUGGGACCUUGACCAGGGCACCAAGAUUAGGAAUUAUUUUAACAUGAUCGAAGGCCAAGGACAUGGUGCAGUGUUUGACUGUAAAUUUUCUCCGGAUGGAAACCAUUUUGCUUGCACAGAUUCUCAUGGGCAUUUGCUGCUUUUUGGUUUUGGAUGCAGUAAAUACUACGAAAAGAUUCCAGAUCAGAUGUUCUUCCACACGGAUUAUCGACCUCUUAUUCGUGAUGCCAACAACUAUGUAUUGGAUGAACAAACCCAACAAGCUCCUCACCUUAUGCCUCCCCCGUUCUUAGUGGAUGUUGAUGGAAAUCCUCAUCCCACAAAAUUCCAAAGAUUAGUACCAGGACGGGAAAAUUGUAAAGAUGAACAACUUGUACCACAGCUGGGAUAUGUAGCUAAUGGUGAUGGUGAAGUAGUAGAACAGGUAAUUGGGCAACAAACUAAUGAUCAAGAUGAGAGCAUUCUUGAUGGAAUUAUCAGGGAACUACAAAGAGAACAAGACCUGAGACUAAUUAAUGAAGGAGAAGUUCUUCAUUUUCCAAUUAAUAGAUCAUAUUCAUCUAAUGGUGCUCAGAGAAAUCCAAAUCUGGAUAUAUCUUCCCCAAAUAUUGGGCUCCGACGUAGUGGUCAAAUUGAAGGUGUCCGACAAAUGCAUAACAAUGCUCCUCGGAGCCAGAUGGCGACUGAAAGAGAUCUCAUGGCAUGGAGUAGAAGAGUAGUUGUCAACGAACUAAAUAAUGGUGUUAGUAGAGUUCAGGAAGAAUGCCGAACUUCAAAAGGUGACAUAGAAAUAAGUCUUUAUACAGUUGAAAAGAAGAAAAAACCAUCUUAUGUUAUCCUGAGGAAUGAUCUCCAACCUAGCUAUGGGCGGUCUUUACGAAGGACACAGCGUAAACGCCAGCAUACUUACCAAACACGCUCCAAUAUAGACCAUAAUUCACAAACAUCAAGUCAAAAUUCAGGUGUACAGGAUGACUUAGACAGCUCCUCAGAAGAGGAUGAAACAGUGGGCACAAGUGAUGCUUCUGUGGAGGAUCCUGUUAUGGAAUGGCAAAGCGAAAGUUCUUCCAGUGAUUCCUCAAGUGAGUAUUCCGAUUGGACAGCAGAUGCUGGAAUAAAUUUGCAGCCACCAAAACGGCAAACCAGACAGACAACACGGAAAUGCAGCACCUCUGAGGAUGAGAAUUUGAAGUCAUUAGAGGAACGGCAAAGGAAAUCUAAACAGACUAAAAAGAAGAGAGGAGGACUGGUUUCUAUGGCAGGUGAGCCCAAUGAAGAAUGGUGUGCCCCUCAGUGGAUCUUGGAUACUAUACCACGCCGUUCCCCAUUUGUCCCACAGAUGGGAGAUGAGCUUAUUUAUUUUAGGCAAGGACAUGAGGCUUAUGUGAGAGCUGUAAGGAAAUCAAAAAUAUACAGUGUUAAUUUACAAAAACAGCCGUGGAACAAAAUGGAUCUCAGGGAACAAGAAUUUGUAAAGAUUGUAGGAAUCAAAUAUGAGGUUGGGCCACCUACACUGUGCUGCUUGAAGCUUGCAUUUCUGGACCCCAUUUCAGGAAAAAUGACUGGAGAAUCAUUUUCUAUAAAAUAUCAUGACAUGCCAGAUGUCAUUGACUUUCUUGUACUACAUCAAUUUUAUAAUGAAGCCAAAGAGCGGAAUUGGCAGAUUGGUGACAGAUUUCGAAGUAUAAUAGAUGAUGCCUGGUGGUUUGGAACCGUGGAGAGUCAGCAGCCUUUCCAGCCAGAGUAUCCUGAUAGCUCUUUUCAGUGUUAUAGUGUCCACUGGGACAAUAACGAGAGAGAAAAAAUGAGUCCGUGGGAUAUGGAACCAAUUCCUGAAGGAACUGCCUUUCCAGAAGAAGUUGGUGCUGGAGUUCCUGUAUCCCAGGAUGAACUGACAGCUUUGCUAUACAAACCCCAAGAAGGAGAGUGGGGGGUUCAUUCCAGAGAUGAGGAAUGUGAACGGGUCAUUCAGGGCAUUAACCACCUUCUUUCCUUGGAUUUUGCCAGCCCAUUUGCUGUUCCAGUGGAUCUUAGUGCCUAUCCCUUAUAUUGCACUGUAGUUGCUUAUCCAACUGACCUCAACACCAUCAGGCGCAGACUUGAAAAUCGAUUCUACAGGAGAAUAUCAGCAUUAAUGUGGGAGGUGCGCUACAUUGAGCAUAAUGCCAGGACUUUCAAUGAGCCAGAUAGUCCCAUAGUUAAAGCAGCCAAAAUUGUAACUGAUGUCUUACUUCGGUUUAUUGGGGAUCAGAGCUGUACUGAUAUAUUGGAUACUUAUAAUAAAAUUAAAGUUGAAGAACUAAACAGUACUGAUGCAGAAGAGUUUACAUCCCCACUAAGGGACGCAGAAAUGCUUGAUUUAGAUUCAGAUGGCCCGGGUACUUCAUCUGGAAGAAGAGCAAAAUGCCGAGGCGGAAAACAGACUUUGAAGUGUAAUCCCAAUGCUUGGAGGAAACAGUGCAAAGAGCUGUUAAGCCUCAUUUAUGAACGUGAAGACUCAGAGCCAUUUCGACAGCCGACUGACCAUCUUUCUUUUCUGGGUCAUCAAGGGCAAGAUGGAGAAACCUCAGAGUCAGUGAUUCCAGAAAGACAGCCAAAUUCAUCUGUCUCUGAGGAUUAUCAAGAUGCUAUAGACACUCCUAUGGACUUCAGCACUGUGAAAGAAAUUUUGGAAGCGGGAAACUACAGUAGUCCUCUGGAAUUUUAUAAGGACGUUCGCCAAAUAUUCAGCAACUCCAAAGCGUAUACCUCUAAUAAAAAGUCAAGGAUCUAUAGUAUGACACUGCGAUUGUCUGCCUUAUUUGAAAGUCAUAUUAAAAAUAUCAUCUCUGAAUAUAAGUCAGCAUUCCAGAGUCAAAAGAGAAGAAAACCACGAUAUAGAAAACGAUUAAGAAGCAGUAGCAGUUCUCGAUCCAGUAGCCGAGCUCCUAGUCCAAAAGGGAAACAGAAGCAAAUGAAGUUGCAACCUAAAAAUGACCAGAAUACCUCAAUAUCUUGUGCCAGGACUAGCUCUCCUUUCUCAUCUCCUGAUGCUGCUGAGGGGCUUUCACUGUAUCUACUUGAUGAUGAUAUAGAUGGCCCAUUUUCUUCGUCGAGUUUCAGUGGAUAUAGCCGAAGUGGAAAUAGCCAAGACCCGGGGAAAGCCAAAUCAUUUCGUAAUAGAACGUCACCAAUUAAACAAGAUCACUCGCUUGAUGGAUUGGAUCACUCCCUUACAAAUGGCGAUGGCAGAGAGCCCCGGACAGGUGUCAAAAGGAAACUGGUCCUUGUGUCUGAAGAAGAUGAAAGCAUAGGACAAGAAGAGAAAGAGAAGAAAGAAACAAAAGAGAAAUCACAUUUAUCCUCCUCAGAAAGUGGUGAAUUAGGAUCUAGUUUAAGUUCGGAAAGUACCUGUGGUUCUGAUUCCGACUCCGAAUCAACUUCAAGAACAGAUCAAGAUUAUGUAGAUGGAGACCACGACUAUAGUAAAUUCAUACAGACCAGACCCAAAAGAAAACUCAGAAAACAAUAUGCCAAUGGAAAAAGAAACUGGAAGAGGAGAGGCAUGGGAGGAAGGGGCAGAUGGGGCAGAUGGGGUAGAUGGAGUAGAGGAGGCAGAGGAAGAGGAGGCAGAGGACGAGGGGGUCGAGGAAGAGGUGGAGGUGGCACUAGGGGAAGAGGGAGAGGAAGAGGAGGACGAGGUUCUUCUAGAGGAGCCACCAGAGCCAAACGUGUACGUACUGCCGACGAUGAAUUUGAUACGUUAUUUUCAGGACGUUUCAGUAGACUGCCUCGAAUUAAAACAAGGAACCAAGGCAGGAGGACUGUUUUAUAUAAUGAUGAUUCUGACAACGAUAAUUUUGUGUCUACUGAAGAUCCUCUGAAUCUUGGUACAUCCAGAUCAGGCAGAGUACGUAAAAUGACAGAAAAAGCCAGGGUUAGUCAUCUCAUGGGAUGGAAUUAUUAACAAUUAAUAAAUGUAUACUAAUUUAAAAAAUUCAAUGGCCUUCUACUGCAGGGAAUUUACCAGGAAAUUUACAAAGCAAGUUGUGUGGGGACUUCCAAUUCCUUUCACAUUGGUGCUUUUCCAUAAUUCCAGUAUAAGUGUGUUUCAAGACUUUAAACCUCCACACUUCCAUUUAUUCAAAUAAGCCUUACUCAUUAGGCCUUAAAUAAAAAGAAAAUCUGCCCGCACACACAUACACACACACACACACACACAUACACACACACUACAGAUUUACUAUAUAAAGGAGCAUUCGGCUUCUUAAGAGUAGCAUGACAUUUUUAUCUCAAUUGAAUAUCCCUCUUUUGCUUUUAUAACAUAGGAGUUUAGCAUCUUCUUAAAGAGUUUUAUAUAAUUUGUUUUUGCCAUUUUGAUUCCUGUACCCAGUAAUAACUUUUGCACAAUACACCAAUCCUAAAGGCAGCUAUUAAAUGUUUACACUUUCUAUAUUGUUAGAACGAUCUGGAUUAUUUUAUUCUUCCCAGGCCAAACUUUCAUGCAUUGUACUAAACUGAAGUAUAUAUUUAUACUACAGUUUUUUGGGGGGUGGGGGAAAUCUUGAUAUGCUUUUAAUUGAUUUGCUUAACUCAUAUUAAAGAUGAGAAAGGGUUGGUGCCUUGUAAAUAUGUAGCUGAUGUUUGUAGUGUAUUCUGAUGUGUGCAUUAACUUUAUUUAAAAAAGAAUACUUGAGGUAACAAUUUAGACAAGGUGCCAAAUGCAAAAGUUUCUUGCAUCCAUUUUCCUUUAUAUUUUAUUGCAUUAAUAGAGCUUGUGUAACAUAAAAAAUAACUUAAAUAUUUGAAAAAUCCUCAUCCACAAAGUAUACUUCUCUAAAUAGUAGCUCAGCUACCUCUUUUAACUAUAACUACUGGAAACAUUAAGGAAAAUAGAUGCUCUUAUUCAUUACUAAGGAGAAGUAGAACAAACUUGGUAGGAAUGAAUACCCCUAAAUUAUAAGCUGGAGGUUGUUAAUAAAUCAUAUGUGCUCUCAAAUUAAUGAUCAUAAUUAACAAACUUUCAUAAGUAUAGUAUGCUCUAUCUUAGAUUUUUCUUAAAACUUUUUUAAGUAUACCUGGGCAACUGCUUAUGUAUCUGCGCUACCAAUAUUUAACAUCUGUAAAUGACUGGCUUUCAAAUGAAUUUUAAGUGUCACCAAGCACCUAGUUUGAGUUGGAAUGUUUUGGCUAGCUCAUAUUUUGGAUGAACUAUAAUGGGUUCUGUUUAUACCAUUCCAAAGGAGUCAUCUGUUAUAAUUUUUCAGAAAGAAACCUUAUUGCACUGCACACUGGUAUUUUGAGUCAUUAUUUUAUAGAUUUUUUAAAAGUCUUUAAAAUCCUUAGAGUCUUGUUUACAGCAAUAGAGUGCACAUAGUUCCGUAAGUGAACUUGACUUCCAAGAUCAGUUUUACUCUUCAAAUUUGAGAGAUUGUAAAUUUGCUGAUUUGUUAGCUACAUAGUUUUUUGUUUGUUUUGGUAAGAGAAAUAAUAUUGAUCUGGUUUUUGUUUAUGUUGUUAUUUGGGUAAUAGAUUUGUUGCACUUAGAUCAGACUUGUGGGAUAAAUGAAACUUCUUAAUGUAUGCCCACUAAUCUUGAGUAUUUUUAAGGUAAUGUGUUUUAUGUUCUCAAUCAUAUAUUGAAUCUGAAGAUCCUUAAGUGCAGAGAAAGGAGAAAACACAUAACUUUUGCUUUUUUGGUUGGCUCAGUUAGGGGUUAUUCUAAGACUAACACUGUUUUACAGUUUUCACUUGCAGUAAAAAUGAUGUUCAGGCUUUAAGUUUUGUGAAUUUUAAUGGCACUAACUUCUAUUACUAGAUAAAUAGAUCAAGCUAAUUUUUUAUUGAAUCCUUUUUUCCAAAAGGAAGUCAAAACUAUUUCUGGUUGUAACUCAGCUGCCACAUUCAGCCAUAGUGUAAAUUAUAUAAAAAUCUUAUUUGAGAUUCUCUAUUUGAUUUUACUAAAAUAUACUUUCAGUUAUUCAUCUCUUGGGAAUUUAGACCAAAUUUAUACCUCUGUUUUCUGAGAAUCACUAAGACCUUGGCAUAUCCUAAUCAAAGUAAUAUAGUUAUUUAUAUUCUUGGAUAUUCCCAAAUAUGCAAAAUGUGUCUUAUUAGUAUGGAUCACUUUUAUUGGUAUUUAAGCUGACAUCUUGAAAUGUAGAUGAAUUGCCAUUUGUGUGAUUUUACUUAUAUCAAGCUUUAUUUAUAAUUUAUUUUGAAAAAUAAAAAUGCCACAUUUAUUUCCCAAAUGUCAAGAUUUUCUAGGUUUAGGUAAUUAGAAUAAGACUGAAGGCAUUUUAAAGCAUAUUUUAUAUGUAGUAAAAUACUGUGAAAAUACUAGUGAGCAGCAUUUUUUUUAAUGUUGAGUUUAGUUAUUAGGAUUUAAAGAGUUAGUAAACAGGGUAUGUUAGAUGAGUAUAGUUCUCAUUUAUUACAGAACAAACAGAUCAUUUUCUGUUUGCAUGCAAAUUAUUUUAGUAAGUAUGAAAAUUAAGUUUGAAAGAUAAUAUUUUUACUUUUGUACCUGGACUCUUCCCUCCCAGACUCUCAGCUAAUUUGUACUUUGAUCUCUUUUUGGUAACACUGCCUCUUAUGAAUGUGUUUUAAUGUGUAUCACAUUGACUAAAGGGUCACUUAGUUUUGUAGAGACCCUUUAAACCAAAAGAAGAUCUGGGCUCAGUUAUAACAAGGCAGGUAAUAAGUGAGCUAAAAAUUUUGGAGAAAAAUCUAAAUUUUAAAUUAAUUGCUAAGAAAAAAAAACAGUACGUAUUCUAUAUGUCCAGGAGAGCACACACAUGUAUAAGCCUAAUAUCAUGCUGUUUAUUAAUAAUAAGUGACCUGUAUUUUUUCUCAAAAUGCUAAUAAUAUUUUAAUUCACAGCUAAAGACCUAGCAUUGUAUAUGUUUAUGAAAAGAGAAUUGUGUGUUUCCUCUGUGGCUUACUGUAUGUCUCUUACAGCAAUAGUAUGCUCUCCAAAGCAUUCACUAGCCUGUUAGCUUAAUGAUUAAAUUUAUUGUGUGUGUGUACACACACUUGUGUGUAUGUGUGUUUUUUUUCAAUUUGACAGACUUCAUUUCAGACAUUAAAAUUUUUGUAUGUAAAAGAACUUUCACUCUACCAAUUAUUUGACUCUUAUAAAGUGCUUAGUCUAUAGAUAUAGAACUUGAUCAUCUAUUUCAUAAUGCCUUCUAAACAGUGUAGGUGUGGCCUUUAACCUAUAUACCCAUGUUCUUUUUAAAAUUUUUGACCUUAUUUUAUGUUCCUUUUUGUUUCCCUUUUCAGAAAUCAGGAUUGUGGUAUAAUUCUCCAUUUUUGUUUCACCUCUAACUUAUGAAGUCAAGUAAAAUUUCUAAAUUUUAUUUUGCACGAAUAUGUGUUUAGCCUCUAACCUAUUACUUCAAAAUAACUUUGACUUAUCUCUUUUGUUAUAAUUCUGUGAAUUAAAUUUAGAUGGUAAUAGUAUUUGAAAGUGAAAGAUGUUAAUGCCACUUCCAAAUAUUUCACAGAGACACAUAUCUAAGUUUUUGAUUAAAAUAUUUUGAGCAUUUUUAAUAAUUUUUAUUUAAGUAUUGAUUAAUAGUCUAUUACUUGCUAAUUUAGCAUGAGAAUUCUUAAGCACACAUAGCAGCUGGUACUUUUCUUUAAAGUUGAAAUUUUCAUACCCACAAAAGACCUUCAUUCUGUAUAAUUUCCAGCAUAUUUUGGUGUCUAACCUUUUAAAUAAUUACCAGCAUUUGAGUCCUGAAUAUCUAAUAGUUUUCACUUGGAGGAUGGGAUGGCAUGUUUGACAUUAACAUUCAUGAUCUUAAAUGUUAGUCUCCAUACCCAGCAUUUUUGUGGUGCAUGAAGCUUUUUGAAAUUUUUAUUAAAUAAAAUACUCUUUGAUCAGUGUUUCUCAACCUUCUUUGCAAUCAAGACUUCCUUUCUGACCUUGUUUCCUUCCUGCAUAUCUCCCGCCCCGCCAUCCUACUGGUUGGCUUCCUAAUCUCAUUCCAUGGUCCUCUUGAGGACCCACAGGGGGCCCAAGGCCCUCAGUUGAGAAAUACUGCUAUAAGAUCACUUGUAAGGCUUGUUUUAAUAUAUAAUGUGAAAACAUGUUCUUGCAUUUUUGCUUUUUACAUCUUAGUAAAGUUUCUUUUCCAUGAUUCAGCUACCAAGUUUUAUUUCAAUCCUAACAUAAUCUUAAUCUUUUUUCAUGGUGCUGUAUUUUGUGGGAUAUGGAUUACCCUCAAUGUUCUUGACAUUUGUUACAUAACCUUAUUCCUUAUUUCUUUUUCCUCACCAUUCUCUCCUGCCUAUUUUUCUCUUCAUUUCUCUUUCAAUAUUGAAGACUGUACCUAAUUAACACACUUCAAGAUUGGCAAUGUAUUGUAGAAAGGCCCUGCAGUUUAGAAUUAAGGUAUGUUUGUUUUUAUGUAUUCUCAUUUGUUAUGAUUAAUUAAUUCUAGUAUAUGAUACCUUGACAAAUAAGAGCAUGAUAAGUAUUUUCUGGAAAAAAAAAACUAUUGGUACAUAUAAAAUUGCCAUUGGUAAUUGUUGUUUAAAAUCACAUAUAAAUUAUUUAGAAACACAGUUGGGAAUUGUGUUUUUGCAUAUGUCACCAGAAACACAUUAGGCAGUACUUGUAAAUGUCUAUUCUUUAAACAAUACUGUGGUGAUGGCAAUCAGUAAUUUAUUUCUUUGUCCUGUAACUUACCACUUUUGUCUUUUUGUAACAUUUAUGGUAUUCACAAAAUUGUACCUUAUGAUUGUUCUCAAUAUCCAUAAAUUUUAUGAUGGAAAUUUAUUCAGUUCAAAGUUAAUGUCAUUUUGUGUAUGGACAGACUGUCCAUUAAACUAAAAUUUAGUAAAGGAAGGUAGCAAAACUGGCUUGGUUUUAUUAAAAGAUGUUUUGUUUGGUAGUUAUAAGCAAUUAUCUUCAAACAGAAGAAUAACUGGACUAAUUUGUUGCCGUUCAUUAUGGGAUGUUUACAAUAAAAUUCCAAGUUGUUUGGAAUCAAUUGCACUCUUGUUGCUUUAUCCCUUAAAUUAUUAUUAGAGAUAAAUUAACAAGAAACAAGAAAGGCAGAAUUACUUUUCCAUUAGUCAGCUUCUAAGAUUGUAAUAUAUAGUUAACUCCUAGAUAUUUCUCUUUUUAUAGAAUAAUUUAUUAUUACGUUUUUAAUAUGAGAAACUAGAACGUUUCUUCCUGUCUAAGAAAAUAUAAGACUUUCCCCGUAGUUAUUGCCAGCAUUCUUCUGGUCACUUUUUAGGUAAUAAAUAUGAUGUUAACAAUUUUCUCAUCCCUUUCCUUUGUCAUUACUAUGAUAUAGUGUAACAUGCGAAACACUUGGUUGACAUACUUGUACUUUGUGAUGUUCACAUACACACUUGUUUGCAGUUAGUUUCAUUCUUGUGGCCCUGAAGAUUGCAAUCGCAGUGCCACUAAUGUAAAAAUCUCUCCCAGGGCCAGCCGGGGCAGGCCCCGAUGGCUCUCCCCGUGGCUGCCCAUGAUUGGGGUGGUCCCAGGCCACUCACCCAGUUGCCAUUUAAAACACAUUCUCUCCAAGCACCUGUUCCGGUCUCUCUGAGCUCCCCGUUUUAGUCUCAGACUGCCUCUCAUUUCCUGCUCCUCUGGUCUCUCCCGCCCUUAUCUCUGUGCUCCAUCUCGCAGUCUGGGCUCUCUCUUGCUCUCCUCGCUGGAUUCUGACUCUGACUCUGACCUCUGGAUUCUGACUCUGACCACUUGUCUUCCAACGACUCCCUCACUCUCUCUUCCAACUCUCUCAUCUCUCUCCCCCAGCACUCUUCCUUCCUAGCCCCUCAUUCCUCUAUCCCGGCUCUCUGGUUCUGCUUCUCUCCCACUCAUCUCUCCACCCCAACUUGUCUCUCUGCACCCAGUCUGGUAGCAAAAUCAACAUAAGAAAGCCCUUCCUGGGGCAACCAGGUUCCAAGGAAACACCACCUAGAGGUAUAAGAAAGCCCUUCCUGACUGCUCUGGGCAAAAUACCUCUUAAGGUGUUUUUAUCCUUUCCUCAGUCCAAAAAAUCAGUCAACAUCUUAAUACUAGUUAUUUUUGUAUGGAAAUAGUAAGAGAUAUAUUGAGUCUUGUAGGGCAGCUCUCCUGGGAACAUCUUGCCACAGAUUCAGACUACAGAGCUUAGACCAGAUUAAUCAUUUCUAACCCUAUCAGGGUCCGAAUCUAAUCAUUACUUUUUGGAUCAUGACAGCAUUUGUCCACAGCCAAGCUCUUAACUUAUAGUUAAGCAUUAGGCACUUUGGCCAGGCCCAUCUCGAUGCCAGGGUAGCACACAACUCACCACUUGAUCAGGGUCCAUUCUGUCCCUCAUCAGGACCCUGCCUUUGGGGGUGCUAGGAAGUAAGGGCAUUUAGACUUAGGUCUAGAGAACAGAUGCCCAGGAGGAAAAUAUGUAGAGUCAAAUGACUUUCAGGUUAAAAAGCAUAGCAUUUACUACUCUCUUCCUGUGCCCAUGUAAAAGGGCAUUGCUUUAAAUAAACUAUACAAAGGACUUAAGGGGAAGAGAAAAACAAUAUUUACAAGUCAACAGAGCACAAAGAAAGAAGUUACAAAUAAACACAGAGGAAAGGGAGGGAGCACUGUGAUGGGAACAAUCCAAUAAAUCUAAGCUACCUCUUGCAAUGUUAUCCUACACCCUAUGAUCACACUUGGCAUAUGGGACAGUGCCAGAGAUCAAAGCUGGCAUCUCAGGAAUGCAGGUCAGAUGUUCUGCCACUGAGAUUAUCUCCUGCUCCUGCUGUUUAAUAUUUUAAAUGUGGGCUUCUUGGUGCCUGCAAAUAGAGCAUUGUUUUAUAGUAUUUAAUGAAUAAAUUUCUGAUAUCUCUAUGGCUUAUAAGUAUUCACAGCUGAAUUAUUAACUCCUCACAUUUUUCCCAGAAAGGUUACUUUGUAGAUAGUAAAAAUAGUACUUUUAGUGUAGGAAGUGAAAGAAGGAAGGAGAGACCUGAGAUGAAAGAUCAAAAACUAAGAAUUAAAAUUUCCAACCUGGUUAUAUGCCUGGUAUAUGAUUAUUCAGAAUUUUAUCCCAACUGCAAGAGUUCCAUUUCAUUCAAGGUAAUAAAGUUGCUGAGAUUGUAUUUUGUCUUUUACUUAUACAGUCUUUUAAUACCAUAUAGUCUUUAGAGCAUACUCCCCUUACUUGUAUGGUAUUUUAGUAUCACUGUCAUCCCAUUGCUCAUCCAUUUGCUCGAGCGGGCACCAAUAAUGUCUCCAUUGUAAGACUUGUUGUUACUGUUUUUGGCAUAUCGAAUACGCCACGGGUAGCUUGCCAGGCUCUGCUGUGCAGGAGAGAUACUCUUGGUAGCUUGCCCGGCUCUCCGAGAGGGGCAGAGGAAUCGAACCCAGGUCGGCCACAUGCAAGGCAAACAGCUACCCACUGUGCUAUUGCUCCAGCUCAUGGUGUUUUAGUAUCAUAUUAAAAAUCAAGAAAUGAAGUAUUUAGAAAAUCCACCUGUAUCUUUCAGAAGUAUAGCAUUUGUCUGUGAAAGCCCAAAUAUUCACAGUAUUUCUAGAUUAAAGCACAUUAUUGAAUGUUAUUGAUUGGUUAAAGAUAACUCCUUUAUAACCCCUUUGUCAGUAUGUUGAAUUUAAAUUAUUAGCAGGCUUUAAUGUUUUCUGACUCAUAGGGGUUUUUUAAUAGAAAAAAUAAAGAAUUUUAGUAACAAAUUAUGAUCAUUUUCUCUAAAUAGGUCAAGAACAACGUGCCCCCUACCCUUUGUCAGUUGCAUGCCCCUGAGAGCUUUAAGCUGUUUGCCCAAAAUGCACAAAAUAAUUUAAACCUGCAUGUUGAGGCUAUAAGUUGAUGGAGGGAUUUUUUUUCGCUUAUGGACAUAGUUUUCUUUUCAAAUUUUAGUUACUGUGGUUUACAAAACUGAUUAAUAGUUGAGUUUCAUGCAUAAAACAUUGCAGCCCCUCACCCUCAGGCAGAGUGUUCACUUCUACUUUUGUCCUAGUGCCUCCCGUUGUAUUCCCCUACCCCAGUCUUUAAUGCAUAUAUUUUAAGGGUUAUGGCACUGAAAUAUUUUAAUUUUGGUGUGCCAAUAAUUGAAGUCAAUGCUUAAUACAUGGAGAUAUAUUUUAUACUAUGGGACCACGUUUCCAUUCCUUGCACUCAAAAGGUUGAAUAAAAUAGGCUGACUUUAAAAUUUUAAGAUUUCCAGUCAUUUUAUAUAAAGGCUUUAAUAUUUCAGUGUCUUUAAUUUUUAAUUUUAAAAACUUUUAUUGUAGUUCAGGUAACAUGGUUACAAAAGUGUUAAGAUUUGGGGCUGGAGCGGUACUACAGAGAGUAGAGUGCUUGCCUUGCAUGCUGCUGUCCUUGGUUCAGUCCUUAUCAUGCCAUAUGUCCCCACUUGAACUACCAGGAGUAACCUCUGAGCAUCACUGGGUAUGACUUAAAAAGCAAAAAGAAAUUGUUAAAGGGUUAACAUUUAUGGGUUUGCUAUAUACAGUUGCUACAACCAUUUGCCCCAAGUUCCAGACUCUCUACCACUGUCCCUAUGUCACUUCCACGCUGCCUCUUCCUUCUGCUCCUCCUCCCUUUUAUCCAACUCCAGCAAAGUCAGUUUUUUAAUCAGAGGUCCAUGGUUUGUCAUCAUUUGAUACGGACCAUUCCCGUGCUUCUCUUUUGCCACAUAUGCCAGCUGAAUAAAAUCAUCCAUUCUCCCUCCAACUUGUUUCACUUAAUUUCAUGCCCUUCAGUUCCAUCCCAGUUGCAGCAAAUUGCAAGACUUCAUAUUUCCUUACUGCUACAUAAUAUUUAAUUUUGUGUACAUAGCACAAUUACUUUCUAUGGGCAGGAGUGGGGGGACACCCAGGAAUGUUCAUUGCUUAACUUUGGCUCUGCACUCAGGGAUUGCUCUUAGUCGGGCUCUGGGAAACGAUAGAAAGUUCUAGGGAUUGUACUCGGGUUGGCCACAUCCAGUGCAAGUGUCUUAACCCUCGUACUGUGUCUCUAGCCCAUAUACAACUUCUUUAUCUACUCAUCUAUCAUUGAACAUUUGGGUUGUUUCCAUAUCCUGGCUGUUGUACUCAGUGCUGUAUUAAGCAUAGGUGUACACAUAUAUUUUCAAGUUAAGUUUUUUUGUGCUUUCGGUAGUAGAUGCCAAGAAGUGGAAUUUGGGAGUCAUAUGGGUGCUUCAUUCUACUUCUUUCAAGAAACUUUCAUACUGUUUUUCAUAAGGGCUGAAACAGGUCACAUUCCCACUAACAAUGAAUGAGAGUUCCUUACCUAAUGUCUUUAACUCCUGUUAUUUGUAUUGAAAAGUCAGAUAUAUAUGUGUUUCUUUAAAGCUAAAUUUUGAUGACUUUUACUUUUCAGUUUUCAGUUAAACUAUUUUAUAUGGAUAUUUUGAUCUUACAUUAAUUUACAACACUAUAAAAUACUGUAUGAGUCUUACACUUCUGUGUCUAUGUAAGAAACCUCAUGGCCACCGUCAAAGUUCAUGUCCUCACAUGAAAAUGAUCUCCUUUAAUUAAUCUCUUCCUUCUGAGAGGGUUUUAUGCUAUGUACAACUUAAAAUAUCAUGACAUUAAACUGAAUAAUUUAUCAUAGUACUUCUGUAAGUUUGUGAGAAACAUUUUUUUGUAUCUCUUUUUGGUGCUAGCGACUAAACCCAAGGCUUCACACAUGCAUGGCAAGUGCUUCACUGCUGAGCUUCAUCAUUCAUCCUUUUCUUUGUAAUUUAGAUAUUCUCCUUUAUAAGCUGAGACAGUUCCAUUAAUGAUGACUUCUCAACUGCAGAGUAAAAGCAUUUAAAAAUUUUAACUAAGUUAUUAUUACAACUUAAGGCUUUGAUAUUGGAGAAUUUUGAAAAGAACUUUCUGAAGCCAGUAUCCUUUUUCUUAUUGGUACAUAAAUUUUGAAUUGUCUACUUGUCUGCUCAGCAUCUAUUUAAUUUUAUCUUUUCUAGUAGAAUAUGAAAAAAGAAAUCAUUUCAGAUUGACUUAAGUAACUAAUAUUAGUGGAAUUUAUUCAUUUUCAGGGCCAUUUUAUUAUUAGUUUCUGUCAUGCUAUAAUCUAGAUAGAAUUUGAAUAAAAAUAUGUUAAUAUAUAUUUAGAAUGUGCAUACUCCAUAAGUAAUUUAAGGAAGGAAACCUAUAUUACUAUUUAUAAUAAUGUUAAAGUGAAAUGUGCAGUCCCUUUUAUAUGAGAUCAUUUUUAGAGGGAAUAUUUUGUUACACUUGGCUGUUGUUCAUUUAAAAUAUUAGUGAAGUGAUGAUGAUUUUGAAUUGUUUCUGUUAUGUUUGUAAAUUAAAACAUACCUUUUAUAACUUUGACCCUAUCAAGCAGAAUAUAUGCUUCUGAUGUUCUCUUAGUCAUAUUAUCAAGUGAUUUUAUUGGGGAUUGGUGUUCAUUUUUGUUGUAAUUCUGGUUAGAGCCAGGAUAAAGGAAAAUAGUUAUUAAAGUAAAAUAACUGCUCCAGUUUAUGAGCAAUACUCAUUUGUUUUUCAUACAUCUCACAAAUAUCCUAUUAAUGUGU
Sorex araneus (European shrew) is the source of this 16339-nucleotide messenger RNA. It is a transcript of the gene BRWD3, whose product is annotated as bromodomain and WD repeat domain containing 3. Gene Ontology annotation, cellular component: nucleus. Gene Ontology annotation, biological process: cytoskeleton organization; regulation of cell shape; regulation of transcription by RNA polymerase II. The transcript is spliced from 42 exons. Gene Ontology annotation, molecular function: protein binding. NCBI's taxonomy places the organism in Eukaryota, Metazoa, Chordata, Mammalia, Eulipotyphla, Soricidae. The record is from RefSeq and is a predicted model, not a curated record. Bases 387 to 5807 code for a protein of 1806 amino acids.